CCCUUUUUCCUGAGUUCUGGUUUUCCUUUUUUCACUGUGGCAACUAUCAUAUCACCAGACCCUGCAGCAGGCAAACGAUUAAGCCUACCUUUGAUGCCUUGGACUGCAAUAACAUACAGAUUCUUGGCACCUAAAACGUAAAAUUAAGGUUACAACUAAGAUAUACAGAAACAAUGUAUACGAUUUAAUUAAAAUUCUACAUACCUGUAUUGUCGGCACAGUUUAUAACUGCACCCACAGGUAAACCAAGAGAAAUUCUGAAUUUGGCUCCCGCGGAACCACCACGUCCUGCAAACAAAAGUAAAGCAACACAUGAACAAUGUAAAACGAAUUUGACGGACUAAACUAUGUAUAUACAUUUCAAAUAAAAAAACAAUAAACAAAUUUCGACAAAAUGAAACAAAAAUCAUAGAUGUAAAAUGGAGAUGAAUUUGGAUACUGUACCUCGCUUAGACAUCUUGAGACGUGCAACGUUCGAAUGGCCGACUGGGUUAAGGCUAGUUGAGAGAGCAGUGUUGACACCAACUUAAGAAUAAAAAAUAAUGAUUAUUUUUUAUUCAUUUUGAAUGAAUCAUAUGAGACUAAUAUUAAAUUAAUUUGUAAAAUAGACUAAUUCACAUGAAUUUAUAAUGAAAACAAUUGCUAAUAACUAUUAUGUACACUUUGUACAAUAAAGUCAAAAUCCUUUAUUUCCACAUUUCAGAUUUCAAAUGAAAAACUCUUCAAAUCUAGAUAAAAAGGACAAAAGUCUAUCUUCUUGUUCUAAUAAUUCGAAUUUAUCUAUUGAAAGUAGCAAUGUAAGUCUUGAAAUUGAUGUGGAAGCAAAAUUGAAAAGCUUCAGUGGGACGAAUACCCUUGAACAAAUUAAAAAAGAGUUAUUGAAAAAUUGGGACACAAAUAGCGUAGCUUUUUUAAAUGGAGGAGAUGUUGAAUCUGUAUGGCUAGGCAAAGAACCUUGGCCAGAUGAUGUAAAAUUAUACCAGCCUUAUGAAACGGAACAAAUAUUACUGCCUGAUAUGGCUAAUUGCUUAGCUGUUCAGGCAUUUUUGAAAAUGUGUCAAUUGGAUUUUACUGUUCAGUAUAAGGCCAAUGCUGAAGAUAUGUCACCAUCAGGACGUGUUCCAUUUAUUAAAUGUGGAGCCUGUUUGGUGUCUGAUCUGGAACCUAUUACUAACUUUGUGGCUAGCAAAGGUGUUUCACUUACAGAUCAUUUAGACCCGGCUCAAAGAUCUGAUAUGAGAACUUAUAUGUCUUUAGUCAACACUGUUCUUGGAAAUGCUGAAAAUUACAUAACUUGGGUAGAAAACGAAACAUAUUCGAAUGUCACUAAACCAAGAUAUGGCUCUGUACAUCCUUUUCCACUUAAUCACAUUUUGUCAUUCUUGAAGAGACAAUCUGUUACUAAGCGGCUUAAUGCUCUCGGUUGGUACAGGAAAUCUCUGGACAAGGUCUAUGAAGAAGUUGAAAGGGCUUGUAAUGCACUCAGUGAAAGAUUAGGAAAAGAAAGAUUCUUUUUUGGUGAAAAUCCAACUGAGUUAGACGCCCUGGUAUUUGGAAAUAUUUUUUCUAUAUUAACUGUCCCUGGGUUCCCACCUGGUUUGAAAUUGGCCGAUAUCGUUAGAAAUAAUAAAACCCUUAUGAGACACUGCAGGCAAAUUAUGAAUUUAGUUGCCAUAAAAGACAAUAUAGAAAAUCCUGUGCUUCAUAAAGCUUUCAUUCGUCAAAACGCUCAAAAAGAAGCAGUAGGUGAUUCAGAUUUAGAUGAAUUCGUCUAUGAAGAAUCUGACGAUGAGGAUAAGCUUUGGAAAGAUGAAACUACUCAACAGAUACAAGAUUAUUCUUGUCUUGUCAAUGAUGAGAACAUGAUAUAUGAUUCUCUUUUUGGAAAAACACCUCAAGACAUGGAACUAGGAGCUAUAUCUGAUCCAGAAUCACAAUUAUAUUAAAAUAUAAAUUACUUUUUCUGUA
Molecule: messenger RNA, 1968 nt
Organism: Nezara viridula (southern green stink bug)
Lineage: Eukaryota; Metazoa; Arthropoda; Insecta; Hemiptera; Pentatomidae
Source: the annotation of a GenBank genome assembly